Paramormyrops kingsleyae is the source of this 1552-nucleotide messenger RNA. It is a transcript of the gene mrpl37, whose product is annotated as mitochondrial ribosomal protein L37. Gene Ontology annotation, biological process: translation. NCBI's taxonomy places the organism in Eukaryota, Metazoa, Chordata, Actinopteri, Osteoglossiformes, Mormyridae. Gene Ontology annotation, molecular function: structural constituent of ribosome. Gene Ontology annotation, cellular component: mitochondrion; ribosome. The record is from RefSeq and is a predicted model, not a curated record.
CCGGGACCACCAAGUGCAAGAUGGCUGCCUCCUAGAGAAGACACGGGAGAAGGACGUUUGGUGUUUACGUACGAUGAUUAUACUGGCCAAACCAUAAUCAAUGAAUGAAAUAUAAUAGCCUACUUGUUUGAGCUCUAGGUGGUUACCUUCAGUUUUCUCAGAAUGAAUCUGCUGGUGCUGAAAGCUGGGAAAUGCUGCAGCGUCUUCCAUAUGUUGCAUGUGUCCCGGCAUCGCGUCGGAGGACGGCACUUCUCUGUCAGCUGCUGUCUACACCUGAAGGCACCGCCGCGUAACAACCGCAAAGCGACGGUGGAUAUCCCCGGGUUGGAGCGCGUCACCUACGCUGAAAGGCUGCACUUCGUCCCGGGGCUGGCCAAGGCGACAUUCCCGCAGUGGAGCCGCGGCUGGCGUGACCCGCACCGGUAUAGCGGACCCGAGUACGAGGGGUUACCGCCGCGGGCCGAAAAGCCGUGUUUCGUUUUUAACCAAAGGACAAGCGCACUAGAAGGAACACGGCAAGCGGCGUGGCUCACCAAAUCCAUCGUGAGACAGGGGCUGCCCCCACAGGUCCUGGCUUUGGCUGAGGAUGCGGCCAAUCAGAUCGAGGACCAAGACGAGCGGGUCCAGCAUGCGAUCCAGCAUGCCCGCUUCUGGGACAGUACAGAAAGGAAGCCCCCCAGGGAGAGAUUCUGCCCGGUUCUGCUCAGAAACCUGCUGCACCUCUGCGGGACCCUGCAGGUCAGGCUCCCAACACUGGGCAGGAGGAUGCUGGCCGAGAAGUACAGCCUGGCGGCCUGCUGGACCCGGGGGGGUGACCUCUUCCAGGUCCGAGGCCAGAAUGGACUCCUGCUGAACAGCAUGUCCGCUGUUCCUGUGGUGGCUGGAAAGGAGGAGCUGCUGAGCACCGAGGGUGAGGAACUGGAGACCUUUUACCCCAUCGCCCCCACCAUCGACCUGCAGGUCACCCACGCCUACAAGCAGAAGAAUGAUACAGGCUUCCAGGACGGCUACCCUUACCCCCACGCGCACACCCUCUACAUCCUCGAGUGUGGCGAAGGGCCCAAGCUGAAGGAGGAGCAGGUUCACGCCAAGAUGAUCAUGUUCGCUUUUGGGAAUGCCCUGGCACACGCCCACGCCCUCUACGGGACCCAGCCGCAGGUCCUGGAGUGGCCAGUGAUGGUGCAGAGCGUGGCCACCAAUGGCAGGACCUUCAGCUUUGUCAUGUUCCAGCUCAACACCACCGACCUGGAUUCCGACACCGGCGUCAAGAACUUGGUGUGGAUGGAUGCUGACCAGCCCCUCUAUGAAUAUGCGAAAAUCCGGCCCGUUGUCAAGAAGAAGGUGAUCCAGGUUCCUGCAGGCCUGGCUGGAUACCAGCCAGACACCUUCAAGAAGUUCCUGGCUCUCUACUUACAUGGGGCGGCAUGACCCACCAGUGCGCGAGACCUUCCCCAAACCCAGACAUCACACACUCAUGCUCACGAACAUCAGCAAUCCUCAUUUUUUUUACUUGUGUGUGCACAACCUUCCAAUAAACCGCUGAUGUCAAACA